Caenorhabditis auriculariae is the source of this 13805-nucleotide messenger RNA. The record is from the annotation of a GenBank genome assembly. Lineage: Eukaryota; Metazoa; Nematoda; Chromadorea; Rhabditida; Rhabditidae.
AUGCAAGUCGGAGAAUGGCCGCGGCGAUGGGGCGAAACGAGAGAGCAUGUGACGCGUCUGACAGAGGGGCACGCAGACACCCCAGAAGACGUCGGAGACGACAGACAGGGGCAGAAAACGCCGAGGCAGCGUGCACUCGUCUGUUGUCAACGUGCGAAUCGAUUGAUGCGAGGGAGAGGAGCGGUUUUUGGCGCGCUAUUGGUUCCGCAGCGAAGAGUCGUCUGGCGCGAAGCCAAGGGCGAUUUAGUGAGAGCCCCGAGGGGUUUGAAAUGCAUUUUGAUUUGUUUUUUUUUUCUUUUAGCAAUAUUUCAAAGAGAUUUAGGCUCUUCAUGAUUUGGGUGGCCGAAAAAGUAGCUUGAAAUAUAAAAAUAAACCUUUUUCAAUAAAAUUCUCCGUUGAUUUUUUAUGAUUUUUUUUUGUUUUCCUUUUCGUCCUGAGAUUUCUCUUCUCACAUACAGCAUUCGAAGAAGUUUUUUUCCUUGAAAUCGAACAGAAUUCGUCAAUAAAAAAGCAAAGGAAUCUUUUGAAAACACCCAUUAUUUUUUUAUUUAGUUUUCUCGGCUUCGUUGAUAAUGUGAUUCAUUGUUUUUCAUUACGUUGGAAAAAUUUUAUUGCGUUUGCCAUAAAAUUUGAACGACUUUGACAGCAAAAAGACGUUUUUUCUGUGAAAAUUUUCCGAAUAUGACUUACUUUUCACAUUAUUUCACUGUAAAUCUCGUUAUUUUUUUAAAAUUGUAUUUUUCAAGCUUGAAUCUUUGAAAAAAACGGAAUGAAUGUUCGUGUUUGUUUUUUUAUUGGAUAAAAAUGAUAAGAGGUCAUAAUUGUUUUUAAAGUCAUUUUUGAGAAGUUUUUCUGCCUCAUUUUGCUGAAAAGGACGAUUAUAAACGGUCAUAUAUUUCAUUCACGAAGAAAUUUGCGUUUUUAUUCUGAGUUCAUCGUUCAAAACUUUGCUUCGUUUGCCCAUUGACUAUAAAUCUCGACUCGGCGGAUAAUCUUACAGAUGAGUUCAAAAGCCCAACGGGAUUAUCCGUUACACUGGGCCGUCUACGCCAAUGAUUUCCGCGGGCUUUCGAAAUUGCUCAGCGGAGAAGAAGUCGAGUGUGAGAAAUUGGACUGUCGGGGCAGGUUUCAGACGAAAAUUUGGAGGAUUUUUGAUAAAUAUUGAUGAAUUAGGACACCAUUGAUGCUGGCAGUGACGAUGGGACAUACGGAAUGUGCCAUGAAGCUCUUGAAAUACGGCGCAAAUCCCGAUGCUCACAAUAAAGGUGAAGCGCAUUUUUUUUUUGAAGCUUGGUAGGGUCUAAAAAUACUAGAUUUUGUGCUGAUUCCAAAAAUACCCUACUCGCCCGUUUUUAUCCCGAUUUCGACCCGAAAAAAUCGGUUUGAAGUACCGAAUUUCCGACCCAAGAACGCAUAAGAAAAAAAUUUUUUUCAGAACAUCAAUUUUUAAAAAUCUUAAAAAAAUACAAGAUUUUUUUUGCUGAUUCCAAAAACUACCCUAUUCGCCCGUUUUUUUCUCCUGUUUUUUUGACCCGAAAAAAAUUGGUUUGAAGUACCGAAUUUUCGGCCCAAAACGCUUUAGGAAAAAUUUUUCAAAACAACAAAUUUUAAGAUCUCAAAAAAUACAGGAUUUUUUUGCGGAUUCCAAAAUUACCCUAUUCGCCCGUUUUUCUCCCGAUUUUGACCCGGGAAAAAUGGUUGGAAAUACCGAAUUUCCGGCCUUUCCUUCACGUCCCUCGACCUCAAAAACGCUUUGGGAAAGCUUUUUCAGAACAUCAAAUUUUAAGGUCUCAAAAAAUACAGGAUUUUUUUGCGGAUUCCAAAGUUACCCUAUUCGCCAGUUUUUCUCCCGAUUUUGACCCGGAAAAAAUGGUUGGAAAUACCGAAUUUCCGGCCUUUCCUUCACGUCCCUUGGCCUAAGAACGCAUAAAGAAAAUUUUUCAAAACAUCAAACUUUUAGGUUUCAAAAAAUACUAGAUUUCUUGCUGAUUCCGAAAAUACCCUUUUUUUGCCCGCCAUUUUCCCGAUUUUGACUCAAAAAAAAUGGUCUAAAUUAGCCAAUGGGAAAGGGGAACUGAUCGAUCUAAAUAUUUGAAUGAAUGGACAGAUUUUAAUCUUAGCUGAUUUCAAUUUUAAUCAAACUAUCAUCUUUUCCUAGCAUUCGAGACAAAAUUUUUGCAGGAACGUGGUCAGUGAGCCAUGAGGCGACCUCCUUGGGCGACCGUGAACUCCUUCGCGAAGUUGUUCAUUAUCGUGAUCAUCGCCGUUCCACACAAGGGGCACGGGCCAUGAGGGACACUCUUAACAGACUCAAGGUCUAUCAGUGUUGGAAAAAUGGGAAAAAAGGAGUAAAAUCUGCUUUUGAAGGGUAAUUUUCGAUUUUCCUAUAGGAAAGCUCUGAUAAUCAGUUUUUUGCAACGGUUUUUCCAAAUUUUUUUUUCGGGUAAUCAAGUUUAUUUCAGAGAGAUACUGUCAACAGAUAUUCAGUCCAUUUUUAAAAGGAAAAAGUCGGAAAAUCAAUUUUUCCAAUUGAUUUCAAACUAUAAUUGGGGAAAAAAAAAGAAUAAAAUUAAGUUUUCUUGGAAAUUUUCAUGCGAUUUUUCAAAGCAAAAAAAGUCGAAAAAAAUCGAUUUUUUUCAACAAUCUUAGCUUUUGGUAUGAUAACGAGAUAUGAUAAAAAUUUUUAAAAUGAAGGAAAAUUUUAGGACUCGGCGGAUUUCUACUGUGAAAUGAGCUGGGAAUUCUCCAGCUGGGUCCCGUUUCUCAGUCAAUCUUGCCCUUCUGACACUUAUAAAGUCAGUUUUCAGUUUCUUCGGACUUCGGUUACUUUUCUGAGCAUUUCUAGGGAUCACUUAAGGGUUCUGAAGCCGCUAAAGUGGUCACUAGGAAGCUGUCUGAUCUCGGUAAUGCUAAACGGACGCGCCUCGAAAGUUCUUGGCAACUCUAGGGAUCACUUAAGGGUACUUAGGCCGCUAAAGGGGUCACUAGAAGUUUAGAAACGUCCGGUUUGAGUUACUGAAAUCGCCGCGGACAUUUCAGAGCAGUUCUAGGGAUCACUUAAGGGUUCUGACGUCGCUAAAAUGGUCACUAGAAAUGCUCAGAAACGUCCGGGGCGCGUCCGACUUGCGUUACCGAAAACUGAAUCAAGCAAAAAAUAAAAAUUUGAACUUCUAGAUCUACAAACAAGGAUCAAACGUCCGGAUCGACACGACUUUGGUCUCCUUCGAGGGUUCCCAUUGGGUUCGCGGCAAUCAAUCGAUAAUUUUCCGGGUUUCCGAGGGUUACGCUCAGUAUAUCACCUUGGAUCAUAUUGCCAGAACGGUGAGAGUCGGAAAAAUGAGAAAAAGCUUAAAUUUCAAUUUUUUGUUUUGUUUUUUUUUGAACAGUUUCACAUUUUCUAUGACCACCAAAAUAUGAGAAAAAUAGAUUUUUGAAAAAUUAUGAGAAAAUUAGUGAAAAUCGCAGGAAAAUUGAGCUAUUGAUUUUUCAGAAAUAUUUUAUCCUGCGAAAUUUUUUUUUUCAUGUUGGGCAAUCAUUGUAGUUCAUUAGACAGGAAUUAUUAAAUAUUUAUUUUGAAACAGGGAUCUAAUUUAAAUCAUAAAAAUUUCACUAGUUUCAAGUUUUUCGUGAUCAUUUUAAUGGUUGAAAAGUUGGUAUCGAUGAAUUUUUGAUCAUUUUUUUCGGGUUUCUGAGGAUUUCGCUAAAUAUAUCAUCUUGGAUCAUAUUGUCAGAACGGUGAAAAUCGUUAAAAACAGAAAAAAAAAAGCUGAAAAAGUUCGAAAAAGGAGGAAUUUUAUCGAGGAAAUAAAAAAAAUUUUUUUUGGCUUUUUUUUUUAGGGUGUUUUACACUUUGUAUGAUCUUGCAAUAAUAUAAAAAUGUUGAAAAAAAAUUAUUUGAAAAAAAAUGAUGUAAAAAUUAGUGAAAACCGCCGAAAAGUUGAUUAUUUCAUAGUUAGGAACCACCAAGUGGUCCCUAGAGUGGUCAUUGGAGUUUUCCUCUCUAGGGACCACUUUUCCUCCCUUGAAACUUGCAAGUGGGCAUUCUAGGGGAGCUCUAGAUGACCCUAUAUGUCUUUUUAACACGUGUUUUUUUUACCUUCCAAGUCAGAAAAAAUUAUUCAAAGAACCCUACAGGGACCACUCAAGCUUUAGGGGUUUAAGGUCAGACCCUGGACCCCUAUAGGGACCUCCUAAACUUUACCUCUUCAGGGAGCACUUUUUUGUCUCCUAUAGAGGUUUUUUUGUUCCAUAAAACCUCUAGGGACCACUCUGGCGUUCCUAAGUAGCUUUCAUUUUUCAAAUAUCUUAAAAUUCUGACUUUUUGAUUUUUCAGGCUAUAACUUUGUAUUGAUUGACAGGAUAUUUAUUUUUUUACAAGGUUAAAGUUCAAUUCAAAAAAUUAUUCAUAGGAUUUUCGAGGGUUUUGUGAUCAAUUUAGUGUUAGAAAAAUCUCUGAAAUCGAUGAAUUUUGGAAAAAAAAAAAAAAAAUAGCCAAAAAGCUCAAAGAAAGACGUUGAAUAUAGCAUGUUAGUACUAAAAUAAGCUUCGUUUAUCGAACCUUUUCUAAAUAUUUACGCAUUUUGAGAAAUAUAUCAAACUACCUAUACUCUAUACUACGUUAGUUUGUCGAAAAAUUCAAAAAAUUAGUUGAUUUCCGAAAAAAAAAGGCCUUGGCACGAAUGGCGAGAGAUUUUACAGUAACCUGGGCUUUUUUGAAAACCAAUAUUCAACGGUCAAUAUGAAAUUACUUUUUUGGGAAUCCUUGCUUCGGGCCUGAAAUAUCACUUUCUAAGAGAAGUAGCCCCUAGAGGGGCACUUGAAGGCUCCCCUAUAGUGACCACUUUAAAUCGCCCAGGAGGCACUGAAGUUUGAAAAAAUGGUCACUUUAGGGGUUGUAGCAAGUGGCCAAUCUAGGGGAACUCGGACAUUUGAAAAAAUUAAAAAUUCCCCUUUAGGGACCACUUGAACUUCAAGGGCUCACAGGUCAAACCCUGAAUCCCUAUAGGGACCACUCAGAGUUUUCUCGUCUAAGACUCACUUUUUUGUCGCCUCGGGGGCUAUUUUUUUUUCUCUAAACCCUCUAGGGACCACUCUGUGUUUCCUAAAAGUUGUUUGUCUUGAGACCUUUUUGAUAUUUUUUUCCAUGCUCCUUUAAAAAAAUUUUUUUGACCAAAUCGUAUGAAUUUAAAAAAAUUUAAUUUUGGUAAUAAUGAUUCUUAACAUUCUGUAUUAAAGCUAUGAUUUAAAAAUAAAAAAAUUGAAACUCGAAGAAAUUUUUCACUAGGCAUCUUCCCAAAUCCUCCGCGACGACAUUGAAUUCUCAGAAUUCCGUCCUUCGAGUUCCUCAAUCGAUUUUUAGGUUUUUUUAUAGCAGAAAAAAAUGAUAAUUCUUCAUGAUUUUAAGACUUUCCACCCCAAUUUCGACGACUUUCAUCGAUGUCGACCAAAUUGGCUUCGAAAGAACAUCCAAGGGAUUUCUGUCGUGGUUCGGCGCCGGCGGAAACAAGGAAAAAAAGUCGAUAAUUAUCAGUGUCGGGUGCGUUUUUGGCCAAAAAAAUCGAUUGAAAUCGAGAAAUUCGGAAUAAUAAUGUGAAAAACGAUGUUCCUGCUUCAUAGAGUUCAUAUAAUGUGAUAUUAAAAAAUUUUUUUUGUUGUUUUUUGGGUAUAUUGUCGGUCAGUUGAUUGCUAUUUUCUCAAGUUUUCGAAUUUCGAAAAGGAUUUUGGAUUUUUUUGAGAUUUUUAAAAUGCACUUUUCUCUAAAUAAGACCAGUUUCGAAGUUUGAUUUUUGAAAAUCUGGUCAGUAAAAUUUCGAAAAUUUCUUUUUCCCAGAAUUUUGUUCAGUUUCACAAAAAAAAAUGCUUAUAGCUCUUUUUGAAAAUUUUUUUGUAUCUAAAUUUCAAUGAAAAACUACUGAAGUGGCAAGUAAAACGGAAAAUAGUGGCCACUAUAGAGGUGGUUUUUAGUGGCCACUUUAGUGUCAUCUCCAAGUAGUCUUUGGCGGGCCUCUAUAAUGGCCACUUUCUCAGAAUAUUUCAUUUUUUUGAAUCUUCAAAACUAACUACAUUCAGAAAUUCACGCAAUCUGAAGUCUCAAAAAAAUUUUUGAACCAAAAAAAAAAUAAAAAUUAAAAAAACGACCCAUUUUCCAGCAUUCUAAUUUUUCUUGAUGAUUUGUAUGAAUAUACGGAAUAUGAAUAUAUAGUCAAUGUUUCCCGACUUGAAAGGCGAGGGAGGCGGGGCAGGGGCGGGACGCGUAGCGUGUGCGUUCGCGGUCCUUGGCACGUGUUCAAUUCAACCGCCGCCGACUAUUUAAAAAAGCUCGGCAACCGCUCUUUUUCAAUGUUUUCUACUACUUUUUGAUGAAAAUAUGAACAUAAUCAAUAAAUAAAUGAAAAAGGAAUGAAAAGAGCGAUAAAUAAGCUCUCUGAACGCUCGCUGGCUUUCGAAUUGAACUCGUGCCAAGAACCGCGUACGCACACGCUACGCGUCCCGCCCCCUGCCCCGCCUCCCUCGCCUUUCAAGUCGGGAAACAUUGACUAUACGAAAUAAUGUUUUUCCAGGUUUUGAACGCCUCGAAUGUACAGUUGGUGACAAAAAAACGGGUCGAACACCUUUCCGAGGAAGAAAAAACGCGAUUGAAGCAGGUGAUUUUUGAUGGAAAAUGAUCGUUUUUUGAGUGAAUUUCCGGUUUCAAUGAGAAGAUGAAUAGAAAUUCUCGAAAACGCGUUUAUUAUAUGUCUUGUGAAAUUCCGAUUUUUAGCGGUCUUUUUUAAAAAUAUUUGAAGUCUGUUAUUUCAUUUUUCUACUGGAAACUGUACUGGAAUGAAUUUUAGGCCUAAUUAUUUUUAUUUGACAUGAAAUUGAGACGUAAAAAAUAGUGUUUAACAAGAUUUGAGUGAAUUUUUUGGCGAAAUUUACAGAAAAAAGGGAAUUUAUGAUCAAUUGGUGAUCAUUUUUUUGAAAAAUUAGACUUUGAAAAUGAUAAAAUCAUGAAGAAAUAUGCACUUUAUAACCGUUAAAACUAUAAAGUUUACCAAAAAACUGUUCAAAAAAAUUGAAAAAAAUAGGAAAAAAAUAUCCCCUUUAUUAUAUGCUAAAAAGAUGAUUUAUAAGCAUUUUUUUGGCGUAAAAUUGAAAAAUUUUGGAGGAAAAAGUGAUUUUUUUCGAUUUUGGAGUUCUUUCCGUUAAAUUUUUUUGGUUUAGAUUUUUUUUUAGGUUGACUUGAAACUGGAAUAAUUUAUAGUGUUGAGUAAUAUUUGAGAUUAUUUUUGGGAAGAAAAGAAAUUUUAGAAAAAAAUUUUAUUGAAAAUCAAGCUUUAAAAUAUUAAUAAGUAUGAUUUUUGAAACUGGUAACUCCUUUAAAAUUCUCCAAAAACUGUUAGGAAAUUCAAAAAAUCUGAAAGAAAUAGUCAUCACCUCAUGUGCGAAAUGGGAUUUGAGAGCAUUUUUGGUGAAAAAUGGAAAAUUUCAGGGAUUUUUGGAACAUUUAGCAGCUGAAAUUUUUGAAAAUUAGACUUUGAAACUUUUAAAAUUCUGAAAAAUAUACUCUAAAACACCCUGGAAAUUCCCAAAAGUCUGAAAAAAGCCAUUUUGAAGAAACGUCCGACUUUUAAAACAGUCCAAAACCCCUCAAUUUGAAGGAAGAAACGGCCUCGUCGAAGGCGAUUUCAAGCCUUCUGAAAAUGUUCCAAUCGGAACGGACCGAUGAGCGAACUACACACGAUUUGCUCAAAGCCGGACUCACCGCCGACCAAUAUUUCGAUCCCGAUUACGAAUUCGAAGCCGAGACGGAUAUUGGUUCGGAAAAACGGGAAUGUAGUAUAAAUGAGGAAUUUCAGGCCGCCCGAAAGAUAUCACGACAAAAUCCAAUGCUUUCAAGGCUUCCCUGUGGAUGGCGGAUGAUUACCCACUGUCUUUACAGGUACCAGAGGGGUCCCUAGAGGGUUUAGGAGGCAAGCUAUAGGGGCGUCCAGGGUUGCUUCAGGUGGCCUUUAGAGCAACCAAAUAGUUCUGUCUGAAGCUUUAAGUUCGAAGUGGUCCCUAUAGGGGCACAAGUUCGGACCCCGCAAGCUUCUAAAGCCCAAGUAGUCCCUAGAGGGUUUAGGAGGCAAGCAGUCCCUAUAGGGGCGUCCAAGGUUGCUUUAGAUGGCCUUUAGAGAGAAAUAGUUCUGUCUGAAGCUUUAAGUUCGAAGUGGUCCCUAUAGGGGUACAAGACGGACCUCGCAAGCUUCUAAAGCCUAAGUAGUCCCUAGAGAGUUUAGGAGGGAAGCAGUCCCUAUAGGGGCGUCCAAGUUUGCUUUAGAUGGCCUUUUAGAGAGACCAAAUAGUUCUGUCUGAAGCUUUAAGUUCAAAGUGGUCCCUAUAGGGGCACAAGUUCGGACCCCGCAAGCUUCUAAAGCCUAAGUAGUCCCUAGAGGGGCUAGGAGGGAAGCAGUCCCUAUAGGGGCGUCCAGGAUUGCUUCAGGUGGCCUUUAGAGCAACCAAAUAGUUCUGUCUGAAGCUUUAAGUUCGAAGUGGUCCCUAUAGGGAUAUAAUCUCUAAAGCCCCUAAAGCCUGAGUAGUCCCUAGAGGGGCUAGGAGGGAAGCAGUCCCUAUAGGGGCGUCCAGGACUGCUUCAGGUGGCCUUUAGAGCAACCAAAUAGUUCUGUCUGAAGCUUUAAGUUCGAAGUGGUCCCUAUAGGGGCACAAGUUCGGACCCCGCAAGCUUCUAAAGCCUAAGUAGUCCCUAGAGGGGCUAGGAGGGAAGCAGUCCCUAUAGGGGCGUCCAGGAUUGCUUCAGGUGGCCUUUAGAGCAACCAAAUAGUUCUGUCUGAAGCUUUAAGUUCGAAGUGGUCCCUAUAGGGAUAUAAUCUCUAAAGCCCCUAAAGCCUGAGUAGUCCCUAGAGGGGCUAGGAGGGAAGCAGUCCCUAUAGGGGCGUCCAGGACUGCUUCAGGUGGCCUUUAGAGCAACCAAAUAGUUCUGUCUGAAGCUUUAAGUUCGAAGUGGUCCCUAUAGGGGCACAAGUUCGGACCCCGCAAGCUUCUUAAGCCUAAGUAGUCCCUAGAGGGGCUAGGAGGGAAGCAGUCCCUAUAGGGGCGUCCAGGAUUGCUUCAGGUGGCCUUUAGAGCAACCAAAUAGUUCUGUCUGAAGCUUUAAGUUCGAAGUGGUCCCUAUAGGGAUAUAAUCUCUAAAGCCCCUAAAGCCUGAGUAGUCCCUAGAGGGGCUAGGAGGGAAGCAGUCCCUAUAGGGGCGUCCAGGGUUGCUUCAGGUGGCCUUUAGAGCAACCAAAUAGUUCUGUCUGAAGCUUUAAGUUCGAAGUGGUCCCUAUAGGGGCACAAGUUCGGACCCCGCAAGCUUCUUAAGCCUAAGUAGUCCCUAGAGGGGCUAGGAGGGAAGCAGUCCCUAUAGGGGCGUCCAGGAUUGCUUCAGGUGGCCUUUAGAGCAACCAAAUAGUUCUGUCUGAAGCUUUAAGUUCGAAGUGGUCCCUAUAGGGGAUAUAGAUCUCUAAAGCCCCUAAAGCCUGAGUAGUCCCUAGAGGGGCUAGGAGGGAAGCAGUCCCUAUAGGGGCGUCCAGGGACUGCUUCAGGUGGCCUUUAGAGCAACCAAAUAGUUCUGUCUGAAGCUUUUAAGUUCGAAGUGGUCCCUAUAGGGGUACAAGAUCGGACCUCGCAAGCUUCUAAAGCCUAAGUAGUCCCUAGAGGGGUUUAGGGAGGGAAGCAGUCCCUAUAGGGGCGUCCAAGUUUGCUUUAGAUGGCCUUUAGAGAGACCAAAUAGUUCUGUCUGAAGCUUUUAAGUUCGAAGUGGUCCCUAUAGGGGCACAAGUUCGGACCCCGCAAGCUUCUAAAGCCUAAGUAGUCCCUAGAGGGGCUAGGAGGGAAGCAGUCCCUAUAGGGGCGUCCAGGAUUGCUUCAGGUGGCCUUUAGAGCAACCAAAUAGUUCUGUCUGAAGCUUUAAGUUCGAAGUGGUCCCUAUAGGGGUACAAGACGGACCUCGCAAGCUUCUAAAGCCUAAGUAGUCCCUAGAGAGUUUAGGAGGGAAGCAGUCCCUAUAGGGCGUCCAAGUUUGCUUUAGAUGGCCUUUAGAGAGACCAAAUAGUUCUGUCUGAAGCUUUAAGUUCGAAGUGGUCCCUAUAGGGGCACAAGUUCGGACCCCGCAAGCUUCUAAAGCCUAAGUAGUCCCUAGAGGGGCUAGGAGGGAAGCAGUCCCUAUAGGGGCGUCCAGGAUUGCUUCAGGUGGCCUUUAGAGCAACCAAAUAGUUCUGUCUGAAGCUUUAAGUUCGAAGUGGUCCCUAUAGGGAUAUAAUCUCUAAAGCCCCUAAAGCCUGAGUAGUCCCUAGAGGGGCUAGGAGGGAAGCAGUCCCUAUAGGGGCGUCCAGGGUUGCUUUAGGCGGCCUUUAGAGGACCAAAUAGUUCUGUCUGAAGCUUUAAGUUUGAAGUUGUCCCUAUAGGGGUACAAGACGGACCUCGCAAGCUUCUAAAGCCUAAGUAGUCCCUAGAGGGGCGUCCAAGAUUGCUUUAGGUGGCCUUUAGAGGGACCGAAUAGUUCUUUCUGAAGCUUUGAGUUUGAAGUGGUCCCUAUAGGGAUACAAGACGGACUCCCCAAGCUCCUCAAGCCUAAGUAGUCCCUAUAGGGGUCUUCUAAUUUUUUUUUCUUCUGGUUUGAUAGUUGAAAAGACGUGUAUGGAACUAGCAUACUCCCCUUAGAGAGGCUACUAAUUGAAACCCUGAAGUGGCCGCUUUAGGAAAGGUGAAGUGUUCCCGAAAGGGAAAACUUUGAGAGAUUCCACUCCGGAGUUUUUAAGUUGAGAAUUUGAAAAAACUUGCCUGAUAAUUUCAUGUUUCAAAAAAUCUAGAUAAUCUUUUUCUCGAAAAUAAUAUCGUUUUACGAACAUGUAUAAAGCCCAAAAAAAAAAAUAGGAAACAAAGUUCGGAACGCCAGAGUGGACACUAGAGCGGCCCCUGAAGAUUACCCUUUAGGGGUCACUUUAUCUAAAGCUUGCAAAACGCGCCACUUUAGAGAAUUAUUUUAUAGUAACCAGACGCAUUUUCAUGCGAAAAGAAAAUCAAUAAUUGGAGUUAUCCGAAUGAAAAAUUCUAGAACCCUAUAGGGAGCUCUUAAUGUUCUCUAUAGGAUUAUUUUGUUCCCCCCAUCCCUCUAGGGACCACUCUAAACCAAAAAAGUCAUCCCUAUAGUAGAUUUUUUUUUCCAGGAACAAGUGGUCCCUAUAGUAGAAUUUUUCCAGGAACAAGUGGUCCCUUUAGAAUUUUAAUAAGCAAGUGAUCCCUAAAGUAAAUUUUUUUUUCAGGAACAAGUGAUCCCUAUAGUAGAAUUGAUGGCGUCGAGCAAUCCCCAUUUUGCUCGUCUGCAUAAUUUCAUCCGGCUUCAGUUGCCGGCCGGUUUUCCAGUCAAAAUUGGUAGUUUUCUAGAUUUUCUGGAACAGAAAAUUAAUAAAUGAUGUUCAGAAAUCCCACUUUUCCAUGUGAUUAGCGCGAAAAUCAGUUUUUUGAACGUGAACGAGCCGGGUCCGUACGUUGUUCCACUUGAAACGAUGGUGGGUUUUCAUUUUUUUGAAAAUUUUCAUAUUUUGGAUCUUGUAACAAUCUAGAAGAGCUGAUUUCCUAUUUUUUAUAUUAAAUUUAAAGCGUUUAAUAAUAGAAAAAUAUUUUGAAAAGUACUAGAUCAAAAAAAAAUCCCUGAAAAAGAAAAAAUGGCGGGAAAAUUUUUUGAUAGAUCAAAUUUUACGGCCUUUUUUAAAGAUAGGCUGUCUUUUUUAUCAUUAUUUUUUUUUCAUUUCUAUAAUUUAUUUUGCCUGCUUUUUUGUACAAAGGCAAAGUCGGAAAAGGUGGAAAAGGGUCCUCAAAAAUGUACCUUUUAAGGUAACAAAGGGUCCUUUUUUGGUGCCUUUUUGCUCCAUUUUCUCGGCCCUUGUGCACCCUUUUUGCUGCUUUUCCCUCUCUUAAACCAUUUCUCAAGCCUUUAAAAUACCAGAAAAAUGGAUGGAUCGAUAUAGGGACCCUUUUUGCUGCCUUUUUUGGCUUUUUUUGCGGCCUUUAAAAUCACAGAAACUUUGUCCCCCUGUAAGGUGAGUUGAACUGGCGCCAAAACGCGUCGCGACCGCAUCGCAUGCGAACCGGAGAAAAUUGGAAUUUUGAUACGUUCAGAGCGACUUCAAGACGGUUUCCGUGGCGAUUGACGACGCGGUUUUCGAAAUUCCCGCCGGAUAUAAUAUUGUCGACGACGAAUCGGCUUUAAAUAUCACCUGGAAUGAUGAUGAGCCUGGCCGAUCCGGUGCUAGCCGAAGUUUGUUUCAAUUUUAUUCUCUUUAGGUUUUUUGAAUGCUCUUCGAAAAACCUUUCUUUAAAAAAAAAAGUCCAUUUCGUAGAGCUUUUUGUCGUUAAAAAAAAUGCACAAAAGUCUUUUUUUUAAAACAAAAAUUGAGUUCGAUUUGGCGCCGAAACAGUUUGGUGCAAACACUUUUUGCUUACCGUAACCUAUUUUUUUUCGCCAAUUAAUAUUCCUUUUUUUCAAAAUUUUUUCAAUCGAAAGCUUUCAUGACGGAGAGAAAAUUUCAAUCGGGGAAAAAUAACAAAAAAUAAGCUAAUAUAGACGCUUUAUCCAUAGAGCAACUUUGCUCGGGAAAAAUAGUGAAUUUCUCAAAAUUUUAGGUAGUUUUUUGAUGCAGAAUAGAGAGAUUUAAAGUAGAUUUCAAUAAAUCAGGUCUCGAUUUUUAAAAGCUUUUAAAUGGAAGUGAUUUCCUAGGUUUGGUACUGGGUAAUGUUUGUAAGCUUUAAAAAUAUAUAAUUUUUUUGCCAGUCAUGCCCGACGAGGAUCGGCUCCUCCAGUUGGCGAUAGAGCAAAGUUUGCGAGAUUCCCGAGAGGCGGGUCCGUCGGCCUCCGUCACGGACGAAGAACUGGCCCGAGCCCUUCAGGAACAGUAUAAUCGGGCGGCGGCGGCUCCGGUCGACGUCCGGCAGCAGGUUGGGACUUUGGGGCUUAUAUUGAUUUUUGGGGGAAAAAAGGCAUUUUGGACGCUUUAGAUGGCUUGAAGGCUGAAUAUAAGCAAAAAUAGCUGCAAAGACUUGAAAAAAUUGAGACUAGAAAAUAUAUAAAAUUGAGAAAUGAUUAGAAAAAAUUUGAUGGUUCAUGUGAGAUCUCGGAAUGUUUAUAUAAGGAAUCCUUUAAGAGUAUUCCAUUAUUCGACUGUAUUUCAAUCUUUAAACGAUUUGGUCGCACGUAGAUUGACUCAAAAACGUCGCGGUCGCGUGGCGGUUCCCCUUGCUCAAGUCAUAAGUCGCGCAAGUCGCUUUUAGUCGGACGCAUUUUGAGAGUCGGAAAUUCCAAUGACGACCAUAAGCAUUUCUGAAUGACGUCAUUCAAGAACAUCAUUUUUCCCUGCCGCACUUGGAAUGGCUCAACGAUUAUGAUCUCGCUACUUUUCGGUAAUUUCAACCGCUACGCAGCCGUUACGCGUUGAGCCAUUUAAUAGACGAUCACAGGAAAAAAUCCUUACUUUUACAAAGAAAAGAUGUUCGGGUCUCACUUCUUUAUGAACUAAAAUACCUCUACAAGGAAAUAAUCUAAAUUAUCUACAGACAGUUCUGCAACGUAAAAAACAUGUCUUGUCCUUCGUUUUGAAAGGCUAAAUAUAUUGAUUGAAGCCUUAGUAAGUCACCUUGUGGGAAAGAAUCAAGUCCUGUUGAAGGAAGAAGAAGAGUUGCGAGAGGCGAUCCGUCGCUCGGAAAUGGAUGCGGCCUUGGUUCGCGAUGAGAACGGAGUGGACCGCGAACUUCAGCUCGUGCUGGAGAUGAGCAAACUUUAUCAGUAA